AUGUCGCCUACUGCUGUGCUCAUUCGUCAUGCCCAAGCCCUUCACAAUGACUAUUCCAUCCAUGACCCAGACUUGAGUGAACUGGGCCGGGAACAAUGCCUGGAGCUGCGCAAGAAUCUUUCCGAAAGGUUCCCUGACGAGACGGACGCCAUCAUCAUCGUCAGUCCCAUGAGACGGACCAUUCAGACCGCUCUGCGCUCUCUCGACUGGUUGAUCGCGAAGGGCGUGCGUAUUCAGGCCGAUGCUCGCUGGCAAGAAAACUCGGCCAAGCCAUGCGACACGGGCACUCCCAUCGCCAAACUGGCCGCGGAGUUCCCUCAGGUCGACUUCUCCACCGUAGACCCCGUCUACCCGGACAAGACCUCCCCGGCCGGUGCCAAGUACGCCUUCACCAAAGAGGCCAUUCUCGGCCGAGCCCAGUCUUGCAUCGAGAGCCUCCACGAGCGUAAGGAGAAGCUCGUCUUCGUGGUUUCGCACUCUGGGUUCUUGCGCCUCGGCGUAACGGGAUACUGGUACUUCAACGCCGACUACCGGAUCUUCAUGCCCGAUCAGAGUGACGUUCCCGGCAGUGUGCCAAAACUCAAGAUGCUCGCGUCGACCGUUAGCGGAGGCCUUGGUAAAUCGUGGACCGAUCCUGUUGAGAUCGGCUCCGACUUACCAGCGUCGGAGGAGCCCCCCAAUGGCAAGCUUGACAAUUGA
This is a messenger RNA of Colletotrichum karsti, 699 nucleotides long. Its product is annotated as phosphoglycerate mutase. Gene Ontology annotation, cellular component: cytoplasm. Gene Ontology annotation, molecular function: phosphatase activity. The coding region runs from base 1 to 699 and encodes 232 amino acids. The record is from RefSeq and is a predicted model, not a curated record. The transcript has 3 exons. NCBI's taxonomy places the organism in Eukaryota, Fungi, Ascomycota, Sordariomycetes, Glomerellales, Glomerellaceae.